CAGGCCAAAGAGGCCACUCGUCUCCCGCUUACCGAGCUCCGCAGCUUUGGUGCUGCUCGUCAAUGGCGCCCAAUCCUCUCCUCUUUUCCUCCUCCCACGCUCUCUGUCAUUUCCCUAUAUUCCCCAAAACCCUAACCCCUCGCAGUGUCUCUCCUUUCUCCUGCCGGUCUUCUCUACCCCAGACCUCCUCCCCGCACUCCGAUUCUUCUUCAAUCGAGCCCUCGGGCACCGGCGCCGCCGCCCCAACACGCGGAGACCUCUUUCUCGAGCGCCAGCAGUCUCGUUCCACUGCUACUGUCGUGCUCAAGCAGAGCAAGAAGAAUAGCAAGAAGAAGAGGGCUGUUGCUUCCAAACUCUCGUCAGCAAUUACUUGCUGCUAUGGUUGUGGCGCGCCGUUGCAAACGGAGGAGAUGGAAGCACCCGGAUACGUCGAUCCUGAGACCUAUGAAUUGAAGAAGAAGCAUCGGCAGCUGAGGACUGUGCUAUGCGGAAGGUGUAAGCUGUUGUCCCAUGGGCAUAUGGUAACUGCGGUUGGGGGGCAUGGGGGUUACCCUGGCGGUAAGCAGUUUGUCACCGCAGAGGAGCUUCGUGAAAAGCUUUCUCACUUGCGCCAUGAGAAGGUGCUCAUAGUUAAGCUGGUUGAUAUUGUUGACUUCAAUGGCAGCUUUUUGUCACGGAUACGUGAUCUUGCUGGUGCUAAUCCAAUUAUAUUAGUUGCAACUAAGGUUGAUCUUCUCCCUAAAGGUACUGAGUUAAAUUGCAUUGGUGAUUGGGUUGUGGAUGCGACUAUUAAGAAGAAACUCAAUGUUGUUAGUGUCCACCUGACAAGUUCAAAGUCUUUAGUAGGGAUUGUGGGGGUUAUAGCAGAAAUCCAAAAAGAGAAAAAGGGACGUGAUGUAUAUAUUCUGGGUUCAGCAAAUGUUGGGAAAUCUGCAUUUAUCAAUGCGUUGCUUAAGAUGAUGGGAGAGAAGGAUCCAGUAGCAGCAGCUGCUCAGAAAUACAAACCUAUCCAAUCCGCUGUUCCUGGAACAACUUUAGGGCCUAUCCAAAUUGAAGCCUUUCAAGGAGGGGGAAAACUGUUUGACACACCAGGUGUUCAUCUGCAUCAUAGGCAGGCAGCUGUUGUAGACUCUGAAGAUCUCACCUUGCUUGCUCCUAAAAAUCGUCUAAGAGCGCAAUCAUUUCCGGUUCUCUCGGAGAAUAAAAGAUUGAAUGAUACAGCAGCACUUGGUUUGAAUGGAUUUUCAAUAUUCUGGGGAGGACUUGUUCGGGUUGACAUUAUUAAGGUGCUUCCUGAGACUCGGUUGACAUUCUAUGGACCACGGCAACUGCCAAUUCAUAUGGUUCCAACUUCUGAAGCAGAUCAAUUUUACCAUAAGGAACUUGGAAUUUCAUUGACACCUCCAACAGGCAAUCAAAGAGCAGAGGCUUGGCCAGGUCUACAAGUUGUUCGGCAAUUGCAAAUAAAUUUUGAAAAUCGCAAGAGGCCGGCUUGUGAUAUCGCAAUUUCUGGUCUUGGUUGGAUAGCUAUUGAACAAUUCAGUUCAAAUCUUAAUGUUGAUCCAAAUGCCAACAACGAAGCUGAUUUAAAGGAACUGCAGUUGGCUGUACAUGUUCCAAAACCAGUCGAAGUAUUUGUUCGACCUCCAAUGCCUGUUGGUAAAGCUGGUGAAGAGUGGUAUGAGUAUCAAGAACUGACUGAGAAGGAAGAAGAAUUGAGGCCUAAAUGGUUCUUCUAGUUCAUUCCUGAUCUUCCUGCAAACCACCUGAGGAUACAAGCCGGAUCCUGCAGUUGAACAGUGUUUUUGGUUCACCAAAAAUGAUGCCCAACUCUGCAAUGAUUUCCAUCACAAGAGCUGGCCAAAUGUGUAUUAUAUAUAUAUAUAUAUUCGAGCUCAUUAAAGUUUUGUAAUCUAGUCAAUCCUAAAUUCGUACUCUGAUUUAUGUUUCUUUUUUAAUCUGCAUUCCAAUU
This is a messenger RNA of Dioscorea cayenensis subsp. rotundata (Guinea yam), 1972 nucleotides long. RefSeq names its product putative nitric oxide synthase. Lineage: Eukaryota; Viridiplantae; Streptophyta; Magnoliopsida; Dioscoreales; Dioscoreaceae. The transcript has 13 exons. Bases 63 to 1739 code for a protein of 558 amino acids. The record is from RefSeq and is a predicted model, not a curated record. Gene Ontology annotation, molecular function: GTPase activity; GTP binding.